Messenger RNA from Argentina anserina (silverweed cinquefoil), 1366 nucleotides. Its product is annotated as D-galacturonate reductase. The record is from RefSeq and is a predicted model, not a curated record. The transcript is spliced from 4 exons. The coding region runs from base 88 to 1047 and encodes 319 amino acids. Gene Ontology annotation, cellular component: cytosol. Lineage: Eukaryota; Viridiplantae; Streptophyta; Magnoliopsida; Rosales; Rosaceae. Gene Ontology annotation, molecular function: aldose reductase (NADPH) activity.
UACCUCUUUGAAUCUGUUGUUCCUUACAACCAAGGUCUUAAACCAAAGAUCUUCCCACAUAUAAUCCAUUUUAUCCAAGUAAACUCAAUGGCAAAGGUUCCUUCAGUAACCCUAAGCUCCAGCGGUGAUGAUAUUCUGACCAUGCCUAUCAUCGGCAUGGGAACAUCCUCGUACCCUCGGGCCGACCCAGAAACCGCAAAGGCUGCCAUUCUCGAAGCAAUCAGGGCAGGUUACCGACAUUUCGACACUGCCUCUGCUUACGGGUCGGAGUAUGAUCUGGGUGAAGCCAUAGCGGAGGCUCUCCGUCUUGAACUCAUCAAGUCUAGGGAUGAGCUCUUCAUCACAACCAAGCUUUGGGCCAGUUUUGCCGAGAAAGACCUUGUGCUUCCGUCCAUCAAAGCCAGUUUAAGGAAUCUUCAAUUAAAGUACAUUGACAUGUACAUUAUACACUGGCCAUUCAAAUUGGGGAAAGAGGUGAAAAGCAUGCCUGUUGAGAGAGAUCUGGUGCAGCCCCUUGAUCUCAAAUCUGUUUGGGAAGGAAUGGAAGAGUGCAAGAAACUUGGCCUUGCUAGAGGCAUUGGCGUCAGUAACUUCACUUGCAGUAUGCUGGAGGAGCUUCUUUCCUUUGCUAAGAUCCCUCCGGCCGUCAACCAUUUGGAAAUGAACCCUGCUUGGCAACUGAAGAAGUUGAGGGACUUCUGCAAGGCAAAGGGUAUUCAUAUCACGGCUUACUCUCCGCUGGGAGCAGCUAGGACCAAAUGGGGUGACGAUAGGGUUUUGGGAUCAGAUAUCAUCGAAGACAUUGCGGAAGCCAAAGGAAAGACGACUGCUCAGAUAUCGUUGAGAUGGGUGUAUGAACAAGGUGUGAGCAUAGUAACAAAAAGUUACAACAAAGAACGAAUGAGGCAGAACCUUGACAUCUUCAACUUUUGCUUGACUGAGGAGGAACUGGAGAAAAUGAGUCAUAUUCCACAGCGGAAAGGGGUUACCUUUGCCUCACUUCUUGGACCCCAUGAUAUCGUGAUGAAAAUUGACGCAGAAUUAUGAGCCAGUCUUGGUCAUUUGAUCAGGUCAUUUCAUAUUAGAUGUUUCUCAAAACUUUACCGCCGGGAUAUAUUUGCUGAUGAGUCACGGCAAAAAUAUACAAUAAAAUCUCUCUAUAAAGGAAUAAUAUGAGACCAGAUAAAUUAUUAUUUUAGCGCGAUUAUUAUAUUAUUUGAAUAAUUUAUUCAUUUAUUGAUAAAUUAAUAAAUUAUUAUUUUAUCAAAAGUUUUAUUGUUAAUUAUUUGGUAUGACUACUAUAUAUAUCUUUACCUAGGAUCCAUAUUUAUUCACUUUCUAAAUUUGGUAAAUUUUCAUGCCAACA